Molecule: messenger RNA, 1008 nt
Organism: Colletotrichum chrysophilum
Lineage: Eukaryota; Fungi; Ascomycota; Sordariomycetes; Glomerellales; Glomerellaceae
Exons: 3
Coding region: 1-1008 (335 amino acids)
Biological process (GO): L-histidine biosynthetic process
Cellular component (GO): cytoplasm
Molecular function (GO): magnesium ion binding; ATP phosphoribosyltransferase activity
Source: RefSeq, a predicted model, not a curated record
AUGGCCCAGUUCAAGGAGAAGCUGAUCGCGAAGGAAAGCCUAGAGGGUCGCCUGUUGUUCGCCGUGCCCAAGAAGGGCCGCCUCAACUCGGCCACCCUGGACUUGCUUGAGGGAGCCGACAUCAAAUUCCGCCGCGAGAGCCGUCUCGACAUUGCCCUCGUCAAGAACCUCCCCAUCGCCCUCAUCUUCCUGCCUGCCGCCGAUAUCCCGACCUUUGUUGGCGAGGGCCGCGUCGACCUCGGAAUCACGGGCUGGGACCAGGUCAGGGAGCACGAUGCCGGCAUCAUUGCCCACAACAAGUCGAGGAGAGCGUCCGUCGAUCUCAACGAUGGCGAGCUGAAGCCCACCGGUGGCUGCGAGAUGGUCAUGGAGCUCGGCUUCGGUGCCUGCAAGCUCCAGGUCCAGGUCCCCGAGAAGGGAGCCUACGCCACAACGCAAGACCUGGUCGGCAAGACCAUCGGCACCAGCUUCGUCAACCUGGCCGAGGAGCACUUUGCCAAGCUCGAGCUGGGCGUCGACGCCGACGGCAACAGCAACACGUCGCCCAGGAAGCUGCGCACCAAGAUCAUUGAGCUCAGCGGAAGUGUCGAGGCCGCCUGCGCGCUGGGUGUCGCUGACGGCAUCGUCGAUCUUGUUGAGUCUGGCGAGACCAUGAGGGCCGCCGGCCUCAAGGCCAUCGACACCGUCGUCGACUCGCAGUCCGUCCUGAUCAAGUCCCGCAACCCCUCCAACGUCGAGCUCGUCGAGCUCAUCGCCGCCCGCAUCCGCGGUGUCAUCACCGCUCAGAGGUUUGUCCUGUGCCAGUACAACAUCGAGAGGUCACGCCUCGUCGAGGCAAAGCAGAUCACCCCCGGCAAGCGUGCGCCGACCAUCACGACGCUGGACGAGGAGGGCUGGGUUGCAGUCAGCUCCAUGGUGGAGAAGAAGAAGAUUGCUCUGGUGAUGGACGACCUGACCCGCGUUGGCGCCCAGGACAUUUUGGUGCUUGAUAUCCACAACACUCGAUAG